Messenger RNA from Pseudogymnoascus verrucosus, 1608 nucleotides. It is a transcript of the gene RPL10, whose product is annotated as ribosomal 60S subunit protein L10. NCBI's taxonomy places the organism in Eukaryota, Fungi, Ascomycota, Leotiomycetes, Thelebolales, Thelebolaceae. Gene Ontology annotation, cellular component: cytosolic large ribosomal subunit; ribosome. The record is from RefSeq and is a predicted model, not a curated record. Bases 872 to 1558 code for a protein of 228 amino acids. Gene Ontology annotation, molecular function: structural constituent of ribosome. Gene Ontology annotation, biological process: ribosomal large subunit assembly; translation. The transcript is spliced from 3 exons.
AAUCGAUGAACGAUAAGAUAACAUUUGAUUCAGUUAUAUAUGGCAGCCUCUACAGUAUGAUCGCGUGCUCUGUGCCUCAGAGAAAGAACGAUCCAGCUCCUUCUGGAUCGCACUGACCCACAGGAUAUCACCAACGCCACUCUAAUCAUCCAAUGAACUAGGCCAUUUUAUCACCUUUUUAUUAGAGCAGUUAUAUUGGACAACCGAUUUAUAUUUAUUCGAUCGAAACACAAAAAGACGUCAUUAAUCUCAGAAACGCUACGGCCCAAGAUAGCCAAGCCUAGAAUCGUUCGCAUCUUACCUAACCCAUUACCUAACCACGUGACACGGCGAAGCACCGCGACCAUCUCAAGACCCUUGGCUAAGGCGUAUUCGUGCUUUUGUGUCUCCGUUUUAGGGAAUUCGCUUUCUUCAAUAUCAAGAUCAAAGGACAUAAGGCGAUAUUGGCAGUCUACUAAAAGCAAGGUCAUCAACUAUGGCACUUACGCUCGUGUUUGAUGGCAUUUUGAGAUGUUAUGUAGGUCAGAUCUGUUGCUGAACAACGCCGAGAAGUUGCUUCCAAUUUAUAUAAAAAAGCACGCCGAACUAUUCAGCCAAGUAAGUUGAUCUCUACGGCCAAGCUACUUGGUGUUGAUUACCAAGCCCUAUGGAUGAAUCAUUCGCCAUCCGUCCCUGCCAUGCUUUAUUUAUUUUAUAUUUCCUACGCCUAUAUAUAGGUCGUUCCCCAAGUUAUGCCUUGGCUUUUGAAUACUUCUAAUCUACUGUCAUUAAACUACAUCGAGUGAUACACACAAAACCAAACCUCACUAGUACACUCCAUUGAGUGCGUUAUAAAAACAAAUUUUCCAGUACACACACAUAAACCGUCACAAUGGCGCGUAGGCCAGCGCGGUGCUACCGCUACUGCAAGAAUAAACCCUUCCCAAAAUCCAGACACAACCGCGGAGUUGCCGACCCAAAAAUUCGCAUCUUCGACAGCGGCCGCAAGAAGGCAUCCGCUGAUGACUUCCCUCUCUGCAUCCACGUCGUCUCUCUGGAGCGCGAGCAAAUUUCCUCCGAGGCCCUAGAGGCUGCCCGUAUUCAAGCCAACAAAUACAUGGUCAAGAACUCCGGCAAGGAGACCUUCCACCUUCGCAUUCGCACACACCCUUACCACGUCAUCCGUAUGAACAAGAUGUUGUCUUGUGCUGGUGCAGAUCGUCUGCAGCAGGGUAUGCGUGGCGCCUGGGGUAAACCCGCCGGUAUCGUUGCUCGCGUUAGAGUCAACCAGAUUCUGAUUUCGAUGAGAACGAUUGAUCGUUGCGAGCUCCAGGCCAAGACGGCGCUGAAGAGAGCCAUGUACAAGUUCCCCGGUCAGCAGAAGGUGGUCGUCAGCAGGAACUGGGGAUUCACGAAGGUUAAGAGGGAGGACUAUCAGAGAAUGAGGGAGACCGACCAGCUGAGACUUGACGGUGCUGGUGUGCAGUUCCUUGAGAAGAAGGGAAGGAUAGAAGACCAGAUCAAGAACUUUCCAGCUGCAUUUGCAGAUGGGAUUGGUGUGGAGCAGCUGGCGAUCUGAGAGGCUUGAAGGCUCGAAGAUUGCCAGAGGUAGCAAUAGUUAAAAUAUAG